UUUCCAGGCCCCGUGUCUUUCAUAGCAAAUUUGUAUAAUCUGACGACCCGAUGCGGCCCGAUGGUGGCAUCGCGUUGUUGUGUUUCGUGGCGCGAUCGGUUCGAUCGCUUCGUGGCGCGGCCUAUCCGAUCCGAUUCCGAGCUCAUGCCCAUGCGGCCCGAGUGGUACACGUUCCGACCCGAGCGGGCUUAUCGAUUCGAUACCGGCCCUUCUUCCAGGCGCUGCGGCCCGCUGUCUGUGCGGCAACCGCGGCAGGAGUCCCUUGCAGACCGCCUCGGGUCUCACCUCGUGGCCCGGCGCCUGGUGCGCCGCGGUGCCAGUCGCUGCUGCCAGCGGUCGCCGCAAGAAGCGGUGGACGCGGAGAACUUCCCAGACGCGUUUGCCGGAGAAGGUUCUUUUGUUGGAGAAGUUACAGAGGCUCAGCGUGCAGAUACACUAUGAGGUGCACGCAGACGUGGUCCGUGCUUGUCGAUGGCAAUGGGCCGCGGCGCUGCUGGCGCUGGCCUCCAUGAAGAGGCAGCGCCACGCCCCCAGCCCUGAGUUGCACAGCAGCGUCAUGAUGGCCUGCUCCCUGGGCACCCAGUGGCCCAUGGCCUUGGAUCUGUUCGACUGUCUGCGGCAUCGCGGAACCCCGCUCGAAUUGUCGCACUGGACUCGCGAUGUGGUUCGAGACCUGUUCAGCUCUGCGCUGCACGCGUGCCUCAUCGGUCAGCAGUGGCAGCGAGCCGUGUACCUGCACACGUCUUUUUGCCGACGUGGCCUCAAGCCGACUGCGCGCAUGUUCACGCACUGCAUCGGUGCCUGUGUCACGGCAGGACAGUGGCAGAUUGCGUUGCGACUGUUGCAAGGAAUGUGGUCGGCGGCAUUGGCUCCGAAUGGGUACACAUACGCUAAGGUCGUGACCGCCUUGCGUCUGGGAAAGCAGGUGCCGUUGGCGAUUGACUUCUUUGACAGUGCGGUCCUAGUAGGAGCGGCCAAUCUUCCUACGUAUGCUGCAGGUUUGGCGGCUCAUGCUGAGAUGGAAAAUUGGGAAGAAGUGCUGGUGUUGCUCAGACAGAUGCGCUUGAAACAUAUGCACCAGGCUGGCGCGACCUACAGGGCUUGCAUCGACGCUUGCUUGAGGCCUGAACUUUGGCAGACAGCGCUGUCGCUGCUCUCCGAGAUGCAAAGCGUGGACCUCGAUCCACAUGUAGGCGCGUUGCCAAAGGAGGUCUUCGCGUUCUCUUCCAGUCCUUCGGGAUGGCUCCAGGCCAUCUCUCUCUUUCAGGAGCUGGUAUGCCGCGAGCUCGGGCGGGAGAGCCCCGACUUCCCGGCUGCGCUCAAGGCCUGCGCCAACGGAGGCCACUGGCAAGCUGCCGUGCACGUCUUGCAGAGCAUGGACGAGGCCCUCGUUCCGCUGGACGCCACCACGGCCGUGGACGCGGCCGCGGCCUGCAGUCAGCACUGGCGGCUGGUUGUGGACAUCGUCGACAGGGCGAAGGAGCAUGACGACUCGCUGUUCGGGAGCGCCCGGCUUCUGACCCUGGGCCUGCAGGCCUGCGGGGAGGCUGGGCGCUGGCAGGGCGCCCUCCAGAUGCUCCGCGAGGCGCAGGCCAACCCUGGCAUGGAGCUUCAGGCCGUCCACUACCACGCCGCGAGCUAUGCCGCGAGAGGCUGCCUGACGUGGGAGCAGGCCCUGCGGCUGACGAUGGAGACGCUGCCUCUGCACCGCCGCCGCCUGGAGGAUGGCAUUCUCGAAGAUCAGGACCUCCCGCCGGUCGCCUCUCUCUCCAUCACCCUCGCGGACGACUACAGGCGGGCCCUGGCGCUGUGCCGGCGCGGCCGCCUCUGGCGCGGAGCCCUCGACCUGCUGGAAGGCAUCGGGCACGACGGGCUGCAGCGCGGCGACUACGUCCUGCUCCCGUUCCGCGCGCAGCGGCAGGGUCGCUGGGACCAGGUGCUCGCCAUAAUGGAGCAGCUGCAGCCUCGGCGCGAGGCCGCCGGCGAGAGCACGGCGGCCGAGAGGCGGGCGCUCGCGAGGCGCGUCAGCGCGGCCGCCUUCGCCUGCCUCCACCGCGGCGCGCCGGAGGAGGGGCUGCGGUUGCUCGACGGCCUGCCGCAGGACUGCGCCGAGGACCCCAAGCACGCUGCCAGGACGCUGGCCUGGGAGGUGUCCGCGGCGCGCGCGUGCGAGGAGGCCGCCGCGCCAGAGCUGGCGGUGAAGCUGCUGGCGAAGCUCCUGCGGCGCCUCUUUGCGCAGCCCAGGGCCCGCCUCCUCAGCUGCUCGACGGCGGUGCUGGCGAUGGACGUACUGGAGCAGCACGCCGCCCUGGACGCGCGAGCGGCGCGCGCCUUCGGCGCGGCGGUGAGCGCGCCGCUGCUGCCGCUGCUCCGGAGGUGGAGCUCGGAGGCGGCCCUGCAGCGGCCGUCCCUCCCCGGGCGCUUCGCGCGGGAGGCCCUCGAGGCCCUCGGCGUGGAGCCAGGAGGGGAGGGCUGGGCCGCGGCAGCCGCGCACAACGAGCGGAGGGCGCGCUUCAUGCAGCACGCGCCGGCAUACGGGAAUCCGCCGGAGGCGGAGGUCGUUGCCUGGGUCGCCUUCGCGGUGGCGGAGCGCGGUGCGGUGCACGAGAGUGCCGGCUGCCCCGUCGGGCGUGCACACCCGGCGCUGCUGUCGAGAAUGCAGGCCCGGCUGCCCAGCGCAACGCCCCGCGCCCGGGACCACGCAGAGAGGGGUGCGCUGGUGGUGCUGCUGCACAGGCUCCGGGACUUCGAGGCCGCCAGGGGCGGCCUCCAGUUGUACGUCGGGCGCCGGCCGUGCGUGUCUUGCCUGGUAGUGGCCUGCCGCGCGAGGCACCUGCUGCCAGGGGUGCGAUUGAGGCUCAGCUUCGGCGAUUGGCACGAGUCGCGGCGCUGGACGGGCAUAGAUAGCAGCGGCGUUGGGCAUCGGCAUCGUCAUCGACACCGCCACCAUCGUAGGGACUGACUUGCUUAAGCGUGUAUCGAAGCCCUUUGCCUCACUUCGUGCUAAUGGUGCUGCUGUGGCCCUCGUUCAUCGUGGCACUCGUCACCGUGGUCAUCACUCGUGUGCGGCAGGAGAGCACGCAGGCACUGCGUAUGGAUGGAAGCUGGCCAUCGUUGCUGCGCUUGCUUCGAUCC
Messenger RNA from Prorocentrum cordatum, 3135 nucleotides. The record is from the annotation of a GenBank genome assembly. Lineage: Eukaryota; Dinophyceae; Prorocentrales; Prorocentraceae.